Messenger RNA from Mercurialis annua (annual mercury), 341 nucleotides. Its product is annotated as auxin-responsive protein SAUR21-like. NCBI's taxonomy places the organism in Eukaryota, Viridiplantae, Streptophyta, Magnoliopsida, Malpighiales, Euphorbiaceae. Gene Ontology annotation, biological process: response to auxin. The transcript has a single exon. Bases 53 to 337 code for a protein of 94 amino acids. The record is from RefSeq and is a predicted model, not a curated record.
UAAAAAGAUUCAAUUCCUUUGAAAAUAUUUAUAAUCAUUCAUACAAGAAACAAUGGUAGUAAGAUUUCCUAGUGCUAUCCGUGCUUCUUUCUUGUCUGCAAAGAAAUCUGCUUCAAGAUCUCUAGAUGUGCCGAGAGGUUUCUUGGCAGUGUACGUUGGCGAGAUGGAGAAAAAGCGGUUCUUGGUUCCACUAUCCUACUUGAAUCAUCCUUCGUUCCAAGAUUUACUAAAUAAAGCAGAAGAAAAAUUCGGGUUUGAUCAUCCGAUGGGUGGUAUGACGAUUCCUUGCACGGAAGAGGAUUUCAUUGAUACCAUUUCUAACUUGAGCAGACCAUAAAUAA